Closterium sp. Yama58-4 is the source of this 1662-nucleotide messenger RNA. Lineage: Eukaryota; Viridiplantae; Streptophyta; Zygnematophyceae; Desmidiales; Closteriaceae. The record is from the annotation of a GenBank genome assembly.
AUGUUGGACUGUAUCGGCACCCCCUCCUAUGCGGUAACGCAUCCGCGCGCGUUCCGCCUCUCACUAAUCGCCCGCACCCCUUGUCCCCUCCCCGCAGGCGCCAACGCUCUCGUGGACUGUUUCGGCACCCCCGCCUCUCCCGCCGCGCCUCAUCCGCGUGACGCCGACGUACGCGCGGGCGAGCGUCUGACGCGUCUCACUAACCGCCUGAGCCCCGUCGCUUGCUCCCUGUCUUUCCCGCAGGCGCCAACGAUCUCGUGGACUGUUUCGGCACCCGCCCCUCUUCCGCCGCGCCUCAUCCUGGUGACGCCGACGUACACGCGCGCGUUCCAGGCGGCGUACCUCACGGAGCUCACUCACACGCUGCGCCUCGUGCCGCCGCCGCACACGUGGAUCGUCGUGGAGAGCGGCAAUAAGACGGACGAGACGGCCAUGCUGCUGGAGCGCACUGCAGGAUACUGCGCAGCGGUGGAGGGAGGCGGGUGCCGGAAGCUGGAAUAUGUUCACAUAGCCACAGAAAAUGACGAGGACCAGAGGUGGUUCCGAGGCGUGGGGCAGCGGAACCUCGCCCUAGAGUACAUCGAGAGGGAGAAUCUCGAGGGGAUUGUAUACUUUAUGGAUGACGACAACUCGUACGCGCUGCAGCUGUUUGACGAGCUGAGGAAGAUUCGGCGCAUCGGGCUGCUGCCGGUGGGGUUCCUGUUCGGGAAAGAGAGCCCCAUGCGCUCGUACGUUGGCCGCCCCAUUGUGCGCGUGCCAGUGGAGAGAGCCAGAGAGGUCAAGAGGGAGCGGGUUGAGAGGGAGAGGGGUGAGAGGGAGAGGGGUGAGAGGGAGAGGGGUGAGAGGGAGAGGGGUGAGAGGGAGAGGGGUGCGAGGGAGAGGGGUGAGAGGGAGAGGGGUGAGAGGGAGAGGGGUGAGAGGGAGAGGGGUGAGAGGGAGAGGGGUGAGAGGGAGAGGGGUGCUGCUGUGGAAAGCAGUGGUGGCGACAACGCCGGUGGCAAGGAGAGCCCCAUGCACUCGUAUGCUGGCCGCCCCAUUGUGCGGGUGCUGGUGGAGGGGGAUGAGACGGAGAGUAACUCUUCUGUGGAGGCCAGCAGCGGCAGUGGCAGUGGCAGUGGCAGUGGCAGUGGCAGUGGCAGUGGCAGUGGCAGUGGCAGUGGCAGUGGCAGUGGCAGUGGGUAUGCGGGCGAGGAGAAGGAGCAGGUGGCACGGGCGCGGGUGGUGGGGUGGGAGGCGUAUGGCCGCCGCGUCCCCCUGCAGAGAGACCCCGAGGCACGGCGCUACAUCAUGGACAUGGCUGGGUUUGCCUUCAGCACGGAGGCUCUCCGCAACGGCACAGUCCAAGGCAAGAAGCAGCCCAUUCGCUUCCGGCCUUCAAAACGCGGGUUCCUGGAGACUGACUUCCUGGAGCAGCUGGUGACACACGAAGACGAGUUUGAGGUGCUGGCAGAUGGGUGCAGAGCGGUGUGGGUGUGGCACAAGCACAUGGAGGACCUCUCUUGGGCCACGUACCCUGUGGAUUGGCAGCCCGAGCAGAGCAACCACCGCAUUCCCACGUAUGACUGGGUGAAGAAUGAUUCGAGUCAUGAGGCUCGAGCUGGGUUGAUCGGGAGGAUUGCUCGCGUGACGAAAAUACGUUACCGCCGAGUUUUGAGGAGAUGA